This is a messenger RNA of Darwinula stevensoni, 585 nucleotides long. NCBI's taxonomy places the organism in Eukaryota, Metazoa, Arthropoda, Ostracoda, Podocopida, Darwinulidae. The record is from the annotation of a GenBank genome assembly.
AUGCAAGGGACAUCCUCAGAUCAAGACAAUCGCUUUGCUGACAAGCAAAAGAAAUUGCUCAAACAAAUGAAGUUUGGAGAAAGUCUUGAAAAAAAGUUUCUCCUUCCAUCAAGCCUCUCUUUGUACUUGGUCUGCCAUCUUCACAUCCUUUGUGUCACAGUCAUCGAGAUGGAGUGCGUUUCAGAUGUGGGUGCCAUCCCCCUGGAUGGAGUGGGAUUUCUUCAGGGCAUUGCACUCUCUCAGGAUGGAAAUGAGUCGUCCCUACUUCCUUUCGAUGUAUCUGGUGACUUCACACGUUGUCCGCUUAUAGAGGGACUCGAGUUCAAUCAGUCUCCUCCUUCCCUUGCAUCUCAGAAGGUAGAAUCUUUCAACAGCAGCCUUCGGAUGGUGAACAUGUCAAAAGUGAAACUGGAUGUGAUCAAACCUUGGAUUGCACACAGAAUCACUGAAUUACUUGGAGGAGUGGAAGAUGAUGUUGUGGUGGAAUUUGUGUUUAACCAACUUGAAGCAGAUAAGGCUUAUGUCAUCAACUCAGCAUCGGCCAUCGGGGAUCUCAUCGGCACUAUGCCUCUCAAGAAAUCAGCA